UCCAUCAUCUCUUUUGAAGAUGGGAAACUCUUACGCUGGACAGCUGAAGACGACGCGGUUUGAAGAGGUCUUGCACAACUCCAUCGAGGCCUCCCUGCGCUCCAACACCCUGGUCCCCAGGCCCAUCUUCUCGCAGCUGUACCUGGAAGCAGAGCGGCAGCUCUCCGCUCUAGAAGGCAGUAGCCGAGUGGACAAUGAGGAAGAAGAAGAAGAGGGGGAAGUGGGGCUGGAGCCGAACUGUCCCCCAAAUCCCUACCAGAUGCUCCCUCUGCCUGAAGGAUGCUGCACCACGGAUGGGUUCUGCCAGGCGGGGAAGGACCUGCGUCUCGCCUCCAUCUCCAAUGAGCCCAUCGACGUCCCUGCAGGCUUCCUCCUCGUGGGGGCCAAGUCCCCCAGCCUGCCGGACCACCUCCUGGUGUGUGCCGUUGACAAAAGGUUCCUGCCAGAUGAUAACGGGCACAACGCCCUUCUUGGUUUCUCUGGGAAUUGUGUUGGCUGUGGAAAGAAAGGCUUUUGUUACUUCACGGAAUUCUCCAAUCACAUAAACCUUAAGCUGACCACUCAGCCCAAGAAGCAGAAACACUUGAAGUAUUACCUGGUCCGUAACGCACAAGGGGCUCUAACCAAAGGACCUCUCAUUUGUUGGAAAGGCUCAGAGUUCCGAGGCCGGCAGCCCCCCGCCGGCUCCUGCUCCGGGUCUCUCUUCCUGCCGCUGGACAGCUCCGGGCCUCCACCUGCCUCCUCCAGCGAGCCCACUCCUGGUGCGAACCCGAGCAUCCCCACGGGAACCCAGCAGGCAGGACCAGCCUCGGACCACCCCUCACUAACCGCAGCAACGGGCCCCGCUGUUUUCAACGGCAAAGAUUCCCCGAAGCACCAACAGCUGGCGAAGAGCAAGCUGUCGGCCGUGCCACGGCCCUCGGCCCUAGGUAUCUUAUCAAACUCCGGGCCCCCCAAAAAGCGCCACAAAGGGUGGUCUCCAGGAUCUCCAUCAGCUACAGAUGGUGGCUACUCCCAGGGUGGUGGGAACAGAGCUAAGUAUGAGAGCGCAGGCAUGUCCUACAUGCCCCAGGUUGGCUUGGUGGGACCAGCUUCAGUUACCUUUCCUGUUGUGGCCUCCGGAGAACCAGUGUCCGUUCCCGACAACUUGCUGAAAAUAUGCAAGGCCAAGCCAGUGAUAUUUAAAGGCCAUGGGAACUUCCCUUACCUGUGCGGGAACCUGAACGAUGUGGUCGUGAGCCCGCUCCUGUACACGUGCUACCAGAACUCCCAGUCCAUCUCCCGAGCGUAUGAACAAUAUGGGGCGGCCACAAUACAGCCCAUCUCGGAGGAGACACAGCUCUUGCUGACCGUCUACUACCUCGUCCAGCUGGCCGCCGACCAGGUGCCGCUGAUGGAGGACCUGGAGCAGAUCUUCCUGCGCUCCUGGCGCGAGUCGCACCUGACGGAGAUCCGGCAGUACCAGCAGGCGCCUCCGCAGCCCUUCCCGCCGGCGCCCAGCGCGGUGGCGCCCGUCACCUCGGCACAGCUGCCCUGGCUGGCCGGCCUGGCCGCCAGCUCCUGCAACGACAGCGUGCACAUCAUCGAGUGCACCUACUCCCUGGCCGAGGGACUCUCCGAGAUGUUCCGACUGCUCAUCGAAGGCAAGCUGGCCAAGACCAACUACGUGGUGAUCAUCUGCGCCUGCCGGAACGCCGCCAUCGACUCCUGCAUCGCCGUCACUGGAAAAUACCAAGCCCGGAUUCUUUCCGAGAGCCUUCUCACCCCAGCGGAGUACCAGAAAGAAGUCAACUAUGAGCUGGUUACGGGGAAAGUGGACUCCUUGGGGGCCUUUUUUAGCACCCUCUGUCCAGAGGGCGACAUUGACAUUUUGCUGGACAAAUUUCAUCAGGAAAAUCAAGGCCACAUUUCUUCCUCACUUACUGCCUCCUCUGUCACCAAAUCAGCGUCCCUGGAUGUGGGCGGGGCCCCGACAUGCACAAGUUACAGCCUGGAGCCCCACCACAUCCGGCCCUUCCAGCUGGCCGUGGCCCAGAAGCUCCUGUCCCACGUGUGCUCAAUCGCGGAUUCCAGUACCCAGAAUCUGGACUUGGGAUCUUUCGAGAAGGUGGACUUUCUGAUUUGCAUUCCACCCUCGGAAGUGACCUACCAGCAGACCCUGUUCCACGUCUGGCAUUCAGGCGUCUUGCUGGAGCUCGGCUUGGAAAAGGAGCACGUGACCAAGCAGAGGGUGGAACAGUAUGUCCUGAAGCUAGAUGCCGAGGCACAGGAAAAAUUUAAGUCCUUUCUGCAAAACUCCUUUCAGAAUCCACACACGCUCUUUGUCCUAAUCCAUGACCACGCCCACUGGGAUCUUGUGAGUAGUGCUGUUCAUAAUCUCUAUUCCCAAAGUGACCCAUCUGUGGGACUGGUGGACAGACUGCUCAACUGCAGGGAGGUGAAGGAGGCCCCCAACAUCGUGACGCUGCACGUGACUUCCUUCCCUUACGCGCUGCAGACGCAGCACACCCUCAUCAGCCCUUACAACGAGAUCCACUGGCCUGCCUCCUACAAUAAUGGAGCGGACUUAUAUCAUGAGAACAAGAAGUACUUUGGGCUGUCAGAGUUCAUUGAGUCCACCCUUUCAGGACACAGCCUCCCCUUGUUAAGAUAUGACAGCUCCUUCGAGGCCAUGGUCACAGCAUUGGGAAAAAGGUUCCCCCGCCUGCACAGCGCGGUGAUCAGGACGUUUGUUCUCGUGCAGCACUACGCUGCCGCCAUGAUGGCCGUGAGCGGCCUCUCACAGAUGAAGAACUACACGUCGGUGGAGACGCUGGAGAUCACCCAGAACCUCAUCAACUCCCCGAAGCAGUGCCCCUGUGGCCACGGGCUCAUGGUCCUGCUGCGCGUGCCCUGCUCGCCGCUGGCGGCCGUGGCCUAUGAGCGGCUGGCCCACGUGCGGGCGCGGCUGGCGCUGGAGCAGCACUUUGAGAUCAUUCUGGGCAACCCCAGCACGGGCAUCACCGUCGGGAAGCACUUCGUGAAGCAGCUGAAGAUGUGGCAGAAAAUUGAGGAUGCAGAGUGGAGACCUCAGACUUACCUGGAGUUGGAGGGCCUGCCUUGCAUCCUAAUCUUCAGUGGGAUGGACCCGCACGGGGAAUCUUUACCAAGGUCUUUGAGGUACUGCGACCUGCGGCUGAUCAACUCCUCCUGCUUGGUGAGAACAGCGUUGGAGCAGGAGCUGGGCCUGGCGGCUUACUUCGUGAGCAACGAGAUUUCCCUGGAGAAAGGGGUCCGCAGCGAGGCCUUGGAGAGCGACACAGAGAAGCUGAGCAGCACCGACAACGAGGACGAGGAGCUGGGGAUGGAAGGCUCCACGUCGGAGAAGAGGAGCCCCGUGAAGAGGGAACGGCCCCACUCCCACGACUCAGCGUCCUCGCCCCUGUCCUCCAAGGCGUCCAGCUCAGUGCUCUGUGGUGAGUCCUCCUCUCAGCUUGGGGGGCCCUCGCAGGGGGAGCAGGGCCGAAGCCCGCAGCCCUGUGGCCCUUCAGAGGAGGGCAAGGCCCCUGGUGACAAGCAGAGGCUCCGAGCGAGUCAGGGCCCAGCGGCCACCAGCAGGCACAGCCCCGGGCUGGCCCCCCAGCCUGACUCCGCCCUCAAGACCAGCCAGAAGGGCAUCCAGGUACCGGUCACCUCGUCAUCCUCCCAGCUCUCCUCCUCGGCUGCGGUGCCCGCUGCCGCCGGCACGCUGGUCCUGCAGGCCUCCCAGUGCUCCAUGACCAAGACCUGCCAGCAGCCGCCCGUCGUCUUCCUGCCCAAGCUGGUGUACGACAUGGUCACGUCCACCGACAGCAGCGGCCUGCCCAAGGCCGCCUCGCUCCUGCCCUCCCACUCGGUCGUGUGGGCCAGCUCCUUCCGGCCCCUGCUCAGCAAGACGAUGACCUCCACAGAGCAGUCCCUGUACUACCGGCAGUGGACGGUGCCCCGGCCCAGCCACAUGGAUUACGGCAACCGCGCUGAGGGCCGAGUGGACAGCUUCCACCCGCGCAGGCUGCUGCUCAGCGGGCCCCCUCAGGUCGGGAAGACGGGUGCCUACCUGCAGUUCCUCAGUGUUUUGUCCACAAUGCUCACUCGGCUGACGGAAGUGGAUGUUUACGAUGAGGAGCAGAUCAAUACCAACCUCAGAGAAGAAUCCGAUUGGCAUUACCUCCAGCUCAGUGACCCCUGGCCAGACCUGGAGCUCUUCAAGAAGCUGUCUUUUGACUACAUUAUUCACGACCCAAAGUAUGAGGAUGCCAGCCUGAUUUGUUCACACCAGCAGGCUAGAAAGAGUGAAGACAGAGGGACCCCCCGGAAGCCGGAGGACCUGUAUGUGCGGCGUCAGACGGCGCGGAUGCGGCUGUCCAAGUACGCGGCGUACAACACGUACCACCACUGCGAGCAGUGCCACCAGUACAUGGGCUUCCACCCCCGCUACCAGCUCUAUGAGUCCACCCUGCACGCCUUUGCCUUCUCUUACUCCAUGCUAGGAGAGGAAGUCCAGCUCCAUUUCAUCAUCCCCAAGUCCAAGGAGCAUCACUUUGUCUUCAGCCAACCUGGAGGCCAGCUCGAGAGCAUGCGGCUGCCCCUCGUCACAGACAAGAGUCAUGAAUAUAUAAAAAGCCCGACGUUCACCCCAACAACGGGCCGCCACGAACACGGACUCUUUAACCUGUACCAUGCGAUGGACGGUGCCAGCCAUUUGCACGUGCUGGUUGUCAAGGAGUACGAGAUGGCUAUUUAUAAGAAGUACUGGCCCAACCACAUCAUGCUGGUGCUGCCAAGCAUCUUCAACAGCGCUGGAGUUGGCGCCGCCCACUUCCUGAUCAAGGAGCUGUCUUAUCACAACCUGGAGCUGGAGCGCAACCGGCAGGAGGAACUUGGCAUCAAGCCGCAGGACAUCUGGCCUUUCAUCGUGAUCUCGGACGACUCCUGCGUGAUGUGGAACGUGGUGGACGUGGACUGUGGUGGGGAGAGAAGCAGAGAAUUUUCCUGGUCAGAAAGGAACGUCUCUUUGAAGUACAUCAUGCAGCACAUCGAGGCAUCCCCCAAUAUCACCCACUAUGCCCUGAUUGGCAUGCGGAAGUGGUCCAGCAAGACUGGGCGCCGUGAGGUGCGCGAGCCCUUCUCCCGCUGCCAUGUGCAUGACUUCAUCGUCCUGAAUGUGGACCUGACCCAGAACGUGCAGUACAACCAGAACCGGUUCCUGUGUGACGAUGUGGACUUCAACCUGCGGGUGCACAGCGCUGGUCUCUUGCUCUGCCGGUUCAACCGCUUCAGUGUGAUGAAGAAGCAGAUUGCAGUGGGCGGGCACCGUUCCUUCCACAUCACGUCCAAGGUGGGUAGGCCGUGUGCCCGGCUGGGGCGACACCCAGACUGCUGUGUGUGGUGCGAGAACCAAGCGUGGGAGCUGGCGGGGAGGCCACGUGGCUGCCUUCGAGUCAAUGGGGUGGGCUUGACCUCUGGGUCGUGUUAGGAAAGAUUUUCAGUUGUCUGCUCAGCGCACAUCUUCCACCCACCUUCCUGGGCACCCUCGCUCACCCGCGUUCUGCCUGAUGGUUACCGCACGCGUCUCCAUCACUGCGCUCAGUGCUCACCUGUCUGGCUUUUCUGCUGGACAGAGCUCUGGGGUGCAGGUGUGGUGCGUGCCCUUCUCCGGGCCCCUGGGACAGCGCCUGGCCAAAUACUCUCUGAAUGGCACUAGCUUGAUAGCUGUGCUGUCUGUCCACGAGCCAGCCUCUGGGUGGGGAGACACGUGACCCGAUUGUGCCGGUGCUGGCUGGGCAGUCUGGGCAAGUUCAGAUGUGAAGUCACAGCAAGCCCAGAGUUCUGAGUCUUCCAGGAGGUGAUGCGGAGCUGGUACGUCCCUGCCUAAAGGUCUCCCCCAUCCGUGGGCUAGAGCCCCAUUCGCUGCCUUUCACCUCCACCUGCCUUAAAUUGUGCCCUGAUCACAUCAGCUAGUUCUAAUACCAGCUGCUGCUUCCAGCCUCUGUCCUUCCUGGUCGCCACUGACUCUUCUGGUGGUGACCCUCCCUGAGCUGGGCCAGGUCUGAAUUUAGAUGCCAGUUCCACCGCCAUCUUCCCUUUCCCACCUGCAGGGAGUGAAGCCUUCUCUGGACAUGAAAGUCCAUUCUCAUUGCUCCUGCAAAGUAGCAAGAUACUUAAGUAAAAGGUCUGUGCUCCCAGAAGAACUUGGAAUCAUUUAGUUAAGUCCCCCCACCACACACACACACACC
Messenger RNA from Hipposideros armiger (great roundleaf bat), 6254 nucleotides. RefSeq names its product growth regulating estrogen receptor binding 1 (gene GREB1). Bases 20 to 5494 code for a protein of 1824 amino acids. Lineage: Eukaryota; Metazoa; Chordata; Mammalia; Chiroptera; Hipposideridae. Gene Ontology annotation, biological process: multicellular organism development. The transcript has 29 exons. The record is from RefSeq and is a predicted model, not a curated record.